This is a messenger RNA of Dictyostelium discoideum AX4, 4056 nucleotides long. RefSeq lists its product as hypothetical. The transcript has a single exon. Bases 1 to 4056 code for a protein of 1351 amino acids. The record is from RefSeq and is a predicted model, not a curated record. NCBI's taxonomy places the organism in Eukaryota, Evosea, Eumycetozoa, Dictyosteliales, Dictyosteliaceae.
AUGAGUUUUAAAGAUGAUGAAAUAAAUAAUUACAAUAAUAUCAAUAGUAGCAAUUAUAAUAAUAAUAAUAAUAACAAUAAUAAUAAUAAUAAUAAUAAUAAUAAUAAUAAUAAUAAUAAUAAUGGUGGUGAUACAAAUUUUGAUAGUAGCGAUGAUGCAAUCUUCAUCUAUGAAGAAGAAAUUAUACCAAUACAGAAAGAACAGCAAUCGCCAAUAAUGACACCAGCAACACCAACUACAACAAUAAUAAAUGAUAAGCUACAACAACAAGAACAACAAGAACAACAACAACAAGAACAAACAGAUAAACAAUCACAUGAAGACCAACAGGAUGAACAACAACAAAUGGAAGAUAUAGAAUAUCAAGAUAUGGUAAUAACAGAAUAUUCAGAUAAUAAUAAAAGUAAUGAUAGUAUAGUAGUUGAAAAUGAAAAUUAUGAUAGUAUGAUUGUAGAAGAUGAUGUUAUGGCAAAUGUUAACAAAGAAUCACAACUAAUUGAACGAGAAGAAUAUAACAUACAACAAUUUGAAACACCUCCUCAAGAACAACAAGAACAACAAAAAAAACAACAACAACAAGAACAACAACAAGAACAACAACAAGAACAACAACAAAACCUACAAAAAAUAGCAACAACAGGUACUGAUAUAACAGGUACAGAUACAAACAUCACUACUACUACUACCACUACUGAUACCCCAACCAUUAAAAUUAAAUAUAAUGAUGAAUUAUUCUUUAGAAUGUGGAAAGAUAAAGACAUAAGUCAAAUUAUUUGGAAAUGUGUGAAAAUAAGGAGUGAUCUAUACAAUACUUAUAAUAAUAAUAAUAAUAAUAAUAAUAAUAAUACUUAUAACAAUAAUAACAAUAAUAAUAAUAAUAAUAAUAAUAUUACAAAUAAUAGAGUAUGGAAAUAUUAUCAAACUCAUUCAUUAGAAUGGUUAAUUAAAAAUAAUCAUUGGCAAUUAUUUAAAUAUCGUUUAAAACGUGGUGAUUAUAUCUCAUUCAAUGAACAAUCAUUUAAACUUAUUCAUAAAUUAUUUGAUCAAAUUAAAUUAUAUGAAGAAAAAGAUGAAAAAGAAAAAGAAAAAGAAAAAGAUAAUGAUAAAAGUAUUAAUAAUAAUAAUAACAAUAAUAAUAGUGAAAAGAUAAAAGGUUGUAAAUUAGAUGGAAAUGAAAUUAAAGAGAUAUGGAGUUUAUUCUAUAGACAAUAUCAAACUACAUUAUUACAUUGUUUAGAUAAUGCAGUAGCGGCAAAUAACUUAAUAGCUUUACAAUCGAUUGUAGAGAAUUCAUCAUUUCUAAUUCAAUAUCAACCAGAUAUACAAUAUAAAGCAAUAGCAAGUGGUAAUGUUGAAUUAUUAGUUUAUCUUCAUAGUAUUGGUAUCGAUUCAAAAUUAAAUCCCCUAUUAGUAAUUGAUUAUGCUCAAAAAUCUUCAAAUGUUAGUAAUAUGAUUAGAUAUUUAAAUAAUAAGAGAUAUAAUACAAAUAAAUCACCCAAUGAUAAUAAUAAUACAACAACAGCGACAACAACAGCGACAACAAGUAACAAUAAUAAAAAUACAACUACUACCACUACUACUACUACCACUACUACAAAUACAAAUUCAAAUUCAAAUUCAAAUUUAAAUUCAAAUUCAAAUUCAAAUUCAAAUUCAACUACAAUGAGUAGUUCAUCAUUACCAAAAUCACCAGAAAGUUUUAUAACGGAUGAAGAUUUUACAGAAGCAGAGAAAGAAUUUUUAGGUUUAAAAGAUUGUGUUUUAGUUGAUAAAGAUAGUAUUAUGUUACCAAGUUCAAGUUUAUUAUUUGACCAUUUAAAGAGUAAAACGGUAUUUUAUAAAUUAGAUUAUGAUUUACAAUUGAUUUUUGUUAGGGAGAGUAAGAAUUGUAAAAUUUCAUUCUUGGAGGAUUUAGUAAAAUGUUUUAAUCCUUGGAAAGAUCAUACACUACAAUCGAUGGAUAUUAUCAACUAUGUGAAUAUAAUGCAAAAGAUAAUGAAAAUGGAUAUAUUUGGAAGCAAAGGUACAGCUGCAUUAUCAUUAUUAGAACUAGCCAAUGGAUCAUUGUUUAGAAUUUGUUCAAAUUAUAAUAGUGAUAAUAUCAAUAUCGAUAGUAUUGAAAAUAAUCAAUUACUGUCUGGUAAUUUACCAGAUAGAGCAACAUUAAUGGAGUUAUUAUAUAAUCAAUGGGUAUUGCCAUUAAAAGAUACAACAUUCAAUCAAAAGAAUACAUGCUAUUAUAAAUCAAUCACUCAAGGUAACACAAUUGAAGCUGAAAAAUUAAGAUUUGAACAAAUGAAACCAUCAAUCAACUAUUUAGAGAAAGCAACCUCUCUCUUGGAAAUCUCAUUUAGAAAAGCUCAUAUCCCUUCAUUAGAAUUAUUCUUAAAAAUUUAUAAAUUAAAUCAUCUUUUCACUUAUGAUUAUCAUAACUUUUUUUCAAAUAAAUUUCAAAUUGAUUCAAAUUUAUUUAUAGAUUUAAAAGAAGAUAAUAAUAAUAAUAUUAAUAUUAAAAAUGAAAUUAAAGAAGAAGAAGAAGAAAAAGAAAAAGAUAAUAAUAAUAAUGAAUCAAUUGAAAAAAAGAAAAAAGAAUUUUUAACAGUUUUAUUAAGUAGAACAGAAUUUACAAAUUCAUUCUAUAUGAAUUUAAUGAUUACAUUAAUUGAAAAGAGAAAAGAUUUUAAAUUGGCAGAAUUUUGUUUUCAAUUUCAAAGUUGUAAAAUUUAUCAAACAAAUUUAUAUCAAAGUGCGAUAAAGAAUAAUAGUAUUGAAUUUUGUAAAUUUUUAUUUUCAAAAUCUGUGAAAUUACAAAAACAGGAUUUAGAACUUUUAACUACAAUUCCAAAUAAUGUGGAUUUAUUAAAAGAGAUUUUAAAAUCAAAUCAAGUACCAUCAUUAAUUGAAAUUUAUCAUUUAAUGGAAAGAUCAAUUAAAGAUUCAAGAUUAGACAUUUUAAAAUGUCUUUUAGAAUCUUUUCCUUCUUCAAUGAAAUUCGAUUUAUUAAAUUAUGCUGCAAAUUUUAAUAGAAAUGAAAUUAUUGAUUAUUUAAUGUUAAAUCAUUCAAAUUCAAUUAAAACUAUAACUAGUAAUGGUACAUCUCCAAAUUCAAUAUCAACAACAACAACAACAACAACAACAACAACAGGUACAAGCGCAAAUACGAGUGGUGGUGCAAAUAAUAAUAUUAAUAAUAUUUUUGGAACAAUUAAAAUUUCAACACCAGAUUUACAAUUAACAGCAAGAACUAAAUUACAAUUGAAAAAGUAUGGAAUUGAAUAUCCAUGUUUUAAAAAUUUAAUUGUACCAUCAAAGAAUCCAAUUUUUAAUGCAAUUGCGUCAAAUGAUCAUGAAUUGUUGGUUUCAGAAUUUAAAGAUCAUUUCAAUCAAUAUAAAUGUUAUUUAGAUAAUGGUUUAAUGCAACUUUUGGGUCAAAUUGGUAAUUUUGAUACAAUUAAAUACUUUGUUGAUUAUAUGGAAUUGGAUUUAAUUAAAACUUUUCAAUUGGUAUCAUCAACACUUCAUUUUGGUCAUAUUGAAAUCUCAAAAUGGUUAUUGUUAGAGAAAUUGCUUGAAAAGGAUUACUAUAAGAAUCUGUUGAAUUUAUUAUUAUCCUAUGAUGUUUCAAAACCUUUGAUUUGGGAUCUGUCAAGUUUGGAUUUAAUUUGUACAAUCAUUGAUAAGAAUUUCAAUACUGGUAAUCAAAAUAUAUUAAAUGAACAAUUUAAAAAAAUAUUCUCGCGUGGUCUUUUAUUUUGUGUUAAAUAUUUAUUGGAACGUUAUCCCGAUAAAGAUCUUUUAAAAAGUCAAAUCACUGAUAAUACAUUAAUCAAAAAAGCUUUUCUCACUUCAAAAGGUCAAUACUAUGGUUUCAAUAACCAAAUUUCAAUUAAAACUUGUUACUUUGAAAAUUUUAAUAAAUUUAAUAUUCAAAUACAACAACUUGAACAAGAAAAAGAAAAACAACAAAAUGAAAAUGAAAAUUUAUUAUUAGAAAAUAAUAAUAGCAAUGAAACUAUUGAAAAUCAUCAUAAGAGAAAAAGAGGAGAAGAUAUUUAA